Molecule: messenger RNA, 1425 nt
Organism: Mirounga angustirostris (Northern elephant seal)
Lineage: Eukaryota; Metazoa; Chordata; Mammalia; Carnivora; Phocidae
Gene: CHIA
Product: chitinase acidic
Biological process (GO): carbohydrate metabolic process; chitin catabolic process
Cellular component (GO): extracellular region
Molecular function (GO): chitinase activity; chitin binding
Source: RefSeq, a predicted model, not a curated record
AUGGCAAAGCUUAUUCUCCUCACAGGUCCGGCACUUCUGCUGAAUGCUCAGCUAGGUUCUGCUUACCGGCUGACAUGUUACUUCACUAACUGGGCCCAGUACCAGCCAGGCCUGGGGUGCUUUAAGCCUGAUGACAUUGACCCCUGCCCAUGUACUCACCUGAUCUAUGCCUUUGCUGGGAUGCAGAACAAUGAGAUCACCACCAUUGAAUGGAAUGAUGUGACUUUCUACCAAGCUUUCAGUGGCCUGAAAAACAAGAACAGCCAGCCUAAAACUCUCCUGGCCAUUGGAGGCUGGAACUUUGGAACUCCCCAUAACUUCAUUGCCAUGGUUUCCACUCCUGAGAACCGCCAGACCAUUGCCUCAGUCAUCAGAUUCCUGCACCACUAUGAGUUUGAUGGGCUCGUUUGGGAGUACCCUGGCUCUCAUGGGAGCUCUCCUCAGGGCAAACAUCUCUUCAAUGUCCUAGUGCAGGUGAGGAGGGAAGUGUGCGUGAAGGAGGCCAAGCAGAUCAACAAGCCCAGUCUGAUGAUCACUGCUGCUGUAGCUGCUGGCAUCUCCAACAUCCAGUCCAGCUAUGAAAUCCCCCAGCUGGCCCAGUACCUGGACCACAUCCACAUCAUGACCUAUGACCUCCAUGGCUCCUGGGAGGGCUACACUGGAGAGAACAGCCCCCUGUACAAAUACCCGACUGAUGGCAGCAACACCUACCUCAGUGUGGAUUACGUCAUGAACUACUGGAAGGACAAUGGGACUCCCGCUGAGAAGCUCAUCGUUGGAGUCCCCACCUAUGGCCACACCUUCACCCUGAGUGACUCCUCCAACACUGGCAUUGGCGCCCCCACCUCUGGCGCUGGUCCUGCUGGGCCCUACGCCAGGCAGGCUGGGUUCUGGGCCUACCGUGAGAUCUGUACCUUCCUGAAAAAUGGAGCCACUCAGGCAUGGGAUGCUCCUCAGGAUGUGCCCUACACCUAUCAGGGCAACGAGUGGGUUGGUUAUGAUGAUGUCAAGAGCUUCGGUCUCAAGGCUCGGUGGCUUAAGGAUAACAAUUUUGGAGGUGCCAUGGUCUGGGCCAUUGACCUGGAUGACUUCACAGGCACUUUCUGCAACCUGGGCAAGUUCCCCCUGAUCAACACCCUGAAGAAAGCUCUUGGGCUGCAGAGUGCAAGUUGCACCGCCCCUGCUCAGCCCGUGGAACCCAUAACUCCUCCUCCCAGGAGCUGAAGUGGGGGCGGAAGUGGGAGCAGCAGCUCUGGAGGCAGUUCUGGGGGCAGUGGAUUCUGUGCGGGAAAAACCAACGGCCUCUACCCUGUGGCGAAUAACAGAAAUGCCUUCUGGCACUGCCUGAAUGGAGUCACAUACCAGCAGAACUGCCAGGCCAGGCAUGUCUUUGACACCAGCUGUGAUUGCUGCAACUGGGCAUAA